AUGGCGCUGACGAAUUUCAUACUGACCGUCGUCGGAGUAAGCGCGGUGGUGCUGCUAAUGAGAAGCGACGUGAAGCAGUCCGCCACCAUCUUCCGCCGCAACGUCCGCCACAUACGCAGCUGGCUAGAGGAAGAGUCCGCUUCAGCUGCAAAAGAAAUGAAGUGCAAACCAAAGGAAAUACCAGGGAAAGAUAUUCCCAAGGAGGACAAGCACUAG
Striga hermonthica is the source of this 216-nucleotide messenger RNA. The record is from the annotation of a GenBank genome assembly. NCBI's taxonomy places the organism in Eukaryota, Viridiplantae, Streptophyta, Magnoliopsida, Lamiales, Orobanchaceae.